GUGGCCCUGCAGAUCGAGGUCCUCGAGGUGCUGCGCACCCUGAGCUCCCUCCCCGGCCACCGGGGCAUCGACAUAGGCGGAACGCUCUCGAAGACAAUCCUGGGCGUGCCCCGGGAAGCUCUGCAGAACUUGGAGUUUAAGGCGUCCUUCGGGAAGAGUGGCAGACUACACAGGGACCUGGCGUUCAGCCUGGACUUGAAUGGAACUCCAUUCGAGUUUGUAUUUUUCUCUGGGACGACUUCGAAACUGGAGGAGGCCAUCACUUUCGUGAGCGAGAUGAGGGCCAUGCGCGGCCAGGCUGACACGAGGUCUUCGGAUGCCGCGCCCACGGAUCAGGAGAGGCACCGGCGUUCGCGUCAGAUUGCCCAGGCCGCAGAGGCCAGGGAGGAUUUGAGGUCUUCUAUUAUUCAGUGCCUCAUUGAGUCGGACUUCGGCCAGACCGUUGUUGGAAAGCAGCCGUCACGAUUGGGCCGCGUGCACGUCUCUGGCGGCGGCGCGUGUAAGUAUCCGCCCUUGUUCUUGAACGCCAUGGGCUUGAGCAUCGAGCCCGUCAAGGAGCUGCGGGCCAUGGUGGAGGGCCUGCUAUUCCUGCAGGAGACUUCCGCAGGCUCGAGGCGAAAUGACGAUCCACAGGGCGAUCUCUACACCGUCGACCAGGACGGUCGCAGCGUCGAAUUGCCCUGGCCCGACCCCUUGUUCCCGCUCAUCCUGGUGAGCUUCGGCACGGGCGUCUCGAUACUUCGGGUCGAUUCCGCGGAGCCCAACGACUUCGUGCGAGUUGGCGGCACGGCUUGCGGCGGCGGUACGUUCUUGGGUCUCGCGAGGGCCUUGACGUCUGCGGAGACAUUCGGAGAGGCGCUCGACCUGGCGGAGGGAGGCGACGCCUCGCACGCCGACAAGCUCGUGCAGGACAUCUACGGUGCCGAGGGCUCCAAGUCCCUGGGCCUCCCGGGGGGCCUCACGGCCUGCAACUUCGGGAAGCUGUGCGACCUGCCCAAGGCCGCGGUGGGCUCCAGCGCUCGGGCGCCACAGUGCGCCUGCUCAGAGAAGGACCUCCCCGCUCCUUCGCCCGCGCCGCGCUGCAGAUGGUCACGCAGCAGUCCAUCCUGCUGGCCUCCGCGUUCGCGAGGCAGUUCGGGUGCGCGCGGCGAGCGUUCUUCGUCGGCGGCUACGUGGACGCCCCCAACCGGCUGGCGCGGGCCGUGAUCGCAAGCAAUUUCCGGAACCUCGACGGGUGCGCCUAUUUCGUGCGCCACUCUGACUUCCUGGGCGCUCUGGGCUGCAUCAGGAUCUCCAUGGCCGCCUCGCAGCAGGAGCCGGAGGGCCCGCCGUGAGGCCCAUAUGCGGGGCAUCUCUCCCGAACGGCGCCGGCGCGGCCCCGCGGUGCCCCCAGCGCGGCUGGUCUUGGCGAGGCCCAUUGCCGACGGCCCCCAGGAGGGCCUCCUGCGCCGGCUGCGCGCAAGGGUGAGCCCUCGCUGGAGCGGCCUCUUCUGUGCGGCUUGCGGGGUCGGGGGUGGGGCUCAGAGGAGGAAAAGGUACCCCUGCCGCUGCCCUGGCCUCGAUGCCUCCCUGUGGGGCCUCUUGGGAG
Molecule: messenger RNA, 1588 nt
Organism: Prorocentrum cordatum
Lineage: Eukaryota; Dinophyceae; Prorocentrales; Prorocentraceae
Source: the annotation of a GenBank genome assembly